Molecule: messenger RNA, 1673 nt
Organism: Cryphonectria parasitica EP155
Lineage: Eukaryota; Fungi; Ascomycota; Sordariomycetes; Diaporthales; Cryphonectriaceae
Exons: 6
Coding region: 1-1482 (493 amino acids)
Cellular component (GO): nucleus
Source: RefSeq, a predicted model, not a curated record
AUGGAAAGGCAAGUGCCUUCUACAUUGGGUCUCGUAUGCGCCGUAGCAGCACGCUGCUAUUUUGACUACAUCUCCAACUGGUAUGCCGAGCACAAAGAGGACGGGUUUGCGCACAAGCUGUUCCGGUGCGCGAGCUUAAGCCUCCAGCUUGCCCGCGAGCUCUCGCCCCAGCUCAACGACGUAAUCCUGUGGCUAGCCUAUGAGGUUAUGCAAUGCUGCACAAGCCUUGAGGGUAGCGCAAGCUUGAGCGUCUGGCGGAAACUAAGCGACGUUGUCACUGACAUGUACGCCCUGGGCCUACACCGCGAGGCAGCACUUUCGGACGAGUCUAUGCCGUUCUUUCUGUCCGAGUAUCGAAGGAGGUUCUUUGCCAUUAUAUUUAAUUUCGACAAAGCAUGGUCGGCCAUCUUCAACCAGCCUCCUCGAGUACCAAGUCGAUAUGCGGAUUGCAAGCCGCCCCUGGACUUGUCGGAAGACGACCUCUUUACACUGCAGCAAGAUGAUCUGGGUCAGCUGCUCAGGAAAUUGACACCAAAUGGAUGGAAUAAAGACGGCGGUUACAGGACGACGACGUGGACACGGCUGCGAUAUACUGUUGGUGGAAUUCGUGAACAAUUCAUCGAGGCACAGUUUCACUUGACCCAGCCAGUUGAUGGAAGUGAGCUAAGGAAUCUAUCUGUCCGGUGCCACGAAGCCUGGAAUUCCCUUCCCCAGCACCUCCGAUACGGGGAGGAUCCAAACCAGAUACCGUCCGACUUACCCAACAUUAUCCGCCAAAUACUCAUGAGAGCACACCUAACCUUCGUACACAUCGACUUCCACAUCAUUAGGUCGAUCAGCAGAGGCAGUAGUGCAGUCCCUUCACCCGAACUGCUCGAGAUCUCUGCAAGGAUGCUCCAGGGUGUCAUUAUGUGUGUCAUGGAGCGCGGCAACAAGCCAUUCCUCUGCGAUCUGGCCGAGGAUUUACUUUUCUAUGCACUGCCCAGUGCCGUGGUUCUAAUCACCGCCUUGCAAGACGCCGUGCGAGAUCCAGCACGAAGCCUCCCGCCUUCCAUAAGCAAACCCACCCUGUUCCGCAACCUCUCCGUGCUGGUGUCGCAGCUGGAGGCCCUCGCCAGCCCCGAGGAGCCGCACUACACGUUCUGCGCACAAGCGGCCAAGAGCAUGUCCAGAAAGCUCGACCAGGUCCUGGAGCAUAGCAUGGCUGGCCCCGGCACCGCGAUCCGGGCGGGUAAUCCAAGUAGUAAUGGUAAUAAGAUCCCGGGAGAUCUACAACAGGGUGGAGCCUCUAUUGCUACAACAGCCCACAGGCCAGGUGGUGAACAGCAGCCGGGCAGCGAGGAGCCCGCUCUGGGGCCGCCAGGAGACGUAGCGACUCCUUGCAUGGGCCUGAGUGACUUUGACAGCAACGAUUUUGAGACAUGGGCAACGAACUGGGGAUUUGAUAUGGGUACAACGACCAGCGAAUGGGGCAUGUUUUGAAGCAAUCAAAUCAUAUGUGAAUAAUGACAGGGAGUUAUGUACAGCCAUUUUUCAGUAACCGCGACACAAACGAGCCGCUGAAUAUUGGGAAUAUCAUUUGUCGUUCUUGGAGGAUGCUAGGAGGUCCCUUGCGAUUGUUAUCGAUACGAUUAAACUUUUGGGACGAGGUUCAGCCUCUGCCCAAAGCUCAA